AUAUUACGGCAUCGACGCGCAGGCAAUCGGACUUUCUCUCUCUCUCAAACCUUGUCUCCCUAUUGCCGCCGUUCACAUCUCGGCGGCAACAACCACCGUCUCCCACUGCCUUUUCAACCACCAAUGGCCGCCGCUCUGCUCUUCUUCUCCUUCCUCCUCAGGCUUUAGCAAAGCGUAAGGUGUGGUGGUGUUUGGGGAGAUGGAAGAGCCAGGGCAACUUAAAACCGCUUUUAUUAACGCGACGGCUGGUUCGUUAUCAGGAGCUAUAUCUCGGACCGUCACUUCGCCUCUAGAUGUUAUUAAAAUCCGGUUUCAGGUUCAACUGGAACCGACUACUUCGUUUGCAUUGCUUAGCAAAAAUCUAUAUGGCACCUCAAAAUAUACCGGAAUGGUUCAAGCAUCCAAAGAUAUCUUUAGAGAAGAAGGCUUUUUGGGAUUUUGGCGCGGUAAUGUUCCAGCACUUCUCAUGGUCAUGCCAUACACUGCUAUACAGUUCGCGGUGUUGCAUAAAGUAAAGACAUUUGCUUCUGGCUCCUCCAAAUCAGAAGAUCACAUUCAUUUAAGUCCAUACUUGUCUUUCAUGAGUGGGGCCCUAGCCGGGUGCGCUGCUACAGUUGGGUCCUACCCGUUUGAUCUACUACGAACCAUUUUAGCUUCGCAAGGAGAGCCAAAGAUAUAUCCAAAUAUGAGGUCUGCAUUUGUUGACAUUAUGACAACCCGUGGUUUUCGUGGGUUGUAUGCUGGAUUAUCACCUACUCUAGUUGAGAUCGUUCCUUAUGCCGGCUUGCAGUUUGGUACAUAUGACACCUUUAAACGUUGGACCAUGGCCUGGAAUGCACGCUGGUCUACAGAUUCAGUGCUGAGCGAAGAAUCUUUGUCAAGUUUUCAGCUUUUUGUCUGUGGGCUUGCUGCUGGAUCAUGCGCUAAGGCUGUAUGUCAUCCCCUUGAUGUUGUGAAGAAGCGAUUUCAGAUUGAAGGAUUGCAAAGACAUCCGAGAUAUGGGGCCCGGGUUGAGACCCAUGCUUAUAGAAACAUGUAUGAUGCACUUAUGCGGAUCUCACAAAAGGAGGGCUGGGCUGGACUUUACAAGGGGAUUGUACCGUCAAUCGUGAAGGCUGCACCUGCUGGCGCCGUAACAUUUGUUGCUUAUGAAUAUACAUCUGAUUGGGUGGAGUCUAUUUUAACUUGAUUUAAUAAUAAUUGUCAUAUAUUUUUUGGUAGCGGUGGAACGAAGGAUUCCAAUAGGAUUAGUUUCAAUAAAAUUUAAUGUGAUUGAAUUGUAAUUUGUAAAACAAGUUCCUAUGAACAAAUGGCGUACAACUAUACAAUCAGAAGAGUAGAAACUCAUAACCCACAUUAUGGGUGGAAAGAUGAUCCAUAUAAUUGCAUUUUGCUUC
Molecule: messenger RNA, 1397 nt
Organism: Helianthus annuus (common sunflower)
Lineage: Eukaryota; Viridiplantae; Streptophyta; Magnoliopsida; Asterales; Asteraceae
Product: mitochondrial thiamine diphosphate carrier 2
Exons: 8
Coding region: 200-1189 (329 amino acids)
Biological process (GO): thiamine pyrophosphate transmembrane transport
Cellular component (GO): mitochondrial inner membrane
Molecular function (GO): thiamine transmembrane transporter activity
Source: RefSeq, a predicted model, not a curated record